This is a messenger RNA of Tricharina praecox, 360 nucleotides long. RefSeq lists its product as uncharacterized. NCBI's taxonomy places the organism in Eukaryota, Fungi, Ascomycota, Pezizomycetes, Pezizales, Pyronemataceae. The record is from RefSeq and is a predicted model, not a curated record. The coding region runs from base 1 to 360 and encodes 119 amino acids. The transcript is spliced from 3 exons.
AUGCUUUACUUCCAGAUCAUCAUUGCUACUCUCGCUGCGGUCGCCGCCGCCAUUCCGAGCCCUCAGGCCAGCUCCACCGCCGUUCCCAGCCCCGAGGCCAGUUCCGCCCCCACUGGUCCUCCGGCCGGCAUGCCGGAGAUCCCCCAGUGCCUCUCUGACUGCUUUCUUCCCGCCAUUAAGAAGACCGAGUGCAAGAUGGGAGAGGGACCUACUUGCCUCUGCGCGGACGAGGAAUUCACUAGUGGCAUGCUGAGCUGUGUCACCAGUGGAUGCGAGGAUAAGACAGUUAUCGCCAAAUUCACCGAGAUGUCGGCCAAGGGUUGCGAGAAGUAUGGAGGCGGAAAGCCCGCCGGGUUCUAA